AUGAGGACGACUACUAUUUUCGGACCUCUGAGAGCAAGAGAUGAAAAUGAAGACGGCCAUUAUUUUUCGACCAUCUCAACCACAAAUGGCGGCAUGUGCUUCUCACGUGAAAAACAAUUGUGCUUGCAACAUAUAGAAUCAAAAAUCGAGGCGGAGUACCCCGUGGACAUUAUUGGGUCCUGUGAUAGAAUACUUUUACUGCAAGAGCAGUCGGAUGAGCCGUACAUGCUCUGCAGUCCCCUAACCGAAGAAUUCAAGAUCCUCCCGCCUGCUCAAUGGAGACUCCGCCUACCUAUUCCAGUGUUCACACACAUGUCCCGAAUGCGGCCGUUAUGCACGUUUGCAAAUUUGAAGGUUGUAAGGACAAUUAUCUUUAUGAACGAAGAUGAGGAAGACAAUCUUGUGGAUACAAUUGAGCUUAUUCUAUGA
This is a messenger RNA of Striga asiatica, 429 nucleotides long. The record is from the annotation of a GenBank genome assembly. Lineage: Eukaryota; Viridiplantae; Streptophyta; Magnoliopsida; Lamiales; Orobanchaceae.